AUGGCUUUCGAAUUUAAUCAAACAUCAUCAACAAUUGAAACCAAUCGUGCUACUUCUGGAGGACAUGAUAUACAAUGGUAUCCGUUUGCUCCGGGUCAAUGUCCGCCAACGUAUAGUAUAAUUUUACAAGGAUUUUGUGCACCAUUAAUUAUUAUUAUAUCAACUGUGCUAAAUUCUUUAAUUGGUGUUGUUUUACUUCAAAAACACCUACGUUCACCCACUAACAUUCUUCUAUUAGCUAUUGCACUUUAUGAUACAUUGACAGGCCUAUUCCCUUUUCCAUCUUAUAUAUUCCUGUUUACGUUUCGACAAUGCAAUGAUUAUAUGCCAUACAAUUACGGAUGGUUUCAUCGAAUUUGUUAUGAUGUACUGCCAUUUAUAUUUCAUACUUGUUCUAUAUGGGCAACUGUCGUAUUAGCUAUUCAACGUUACGUUUAUGUAUGUUAUUCCGAAAAGGCCAAAAAAUGGUGUACUGUACCCAUGGCACUAAAAGCAAUUGCAUGUGUUAAUAUUUUAGCAGUUAUUGUAGCCAUACCUAUGUUUAUCGAAGGUACAUUUCAAGUCAAAUCAGUUCAAUCAUUGACGGAUCCAAGCAAAAUUUUCAAUGCAUGUACUGUUAUAGAUUAUUCAGAAGAUCCUAACUAUAGAACAUUAUUUUCAAUCUAUUCACUUCUUCGUGCUCUAUUAAUUAAUGUUGGUCCAUGCACAAUACUUGUUAUAUUAAAUGCUAUCUUAGUUGCGCGUAUGAAAGAAGCUAAAAAAAAUCGAGAGAAACUAAUACGACGACGUAGUUAUGAAUCUAAAACACAAGAACAAUCAAAUGUUACACUGAUGCUUGUUAUUGUGGUAACAAUGUUUUUAAUUGUCGAAAUACCCAUGGCUCUUUAUUUAAUUACAUCCGGCAUAUUAAGAGCAGUAAAAUCGAACUUUCUACGUGACUUUUUAGAUAUCGCUGUACAAAUUUUAAAUUUUGCUGUCUUACUAUCGUAUCCAAUAAAUUUUUUUAUUUAUUGUCGCAUGUCAAGAGCAUUUCGAGAUGCAUUUACAAAACUUAUAUGUCCAUCGUUUCUAAGAAUACGACAGGAACGUUUACAAUCUGUUGCAACACCGUUAAUUACAAAAAAAGGUGGUACAAUGACAACUGUUGAUCAAUUGGAACUUAAUCGUACAAGUGUAAAAUUGAACACAUUACACGUUGAAACAGCCCCGUCAUCAUCUGUGAUAUGUAAUUCUACGUCGAAUAAAACAUGUAUGUCAUCAUGUAAUUCGUUAAGUCAGCGGAUUAGCAAUGACAUGAAAAAGACUUCAAUUGGAUCUUUAGGAAAGCCAAAUGUUUCAUUCGGUGAAGAUAUUAAUCAAUUAAAUAAUAAAAACUUUAUGGAUUUGUAA
Molecule: messenger RNA, 1389 nt
Organism: Rotaria socialis
Lineage: Eukaryota; Metazoa; Rotifera; Eurotatoria; Philodinida; Philodinidae
Source: the annotation of a GenBank genome assembly